AGGCCGGGCCGGGCCGGGCAUGGCUGAGGGGGCGGCGGGGCCGGGCGGCGCCGAGCGGUACUUCACACGCUGGUACAAGCCAGACGUGAAGGGGCGGCCGUGCGAGGACUUCUGCGUGCUGCAGCACUCCAACAGAAUUUGUGUCAUCACCUUGGCAGAAGCCCACCCUCUUCUUCAAAGUGGGAAAACAAUUAAAAACAUUAAUUACCAAAUCAGUGCAAACUGUAGCAGACUCCAGAAUAAGGUCUCCGGGAAGUCAAAAAGGGGAGCUCAGUUUUUAACAGAACUUGCCCCUCUGUGCAGGAUUUCUUCAUCAGAUGGAGAGGAAUACACCAUUUACAGUUGCAUACGAGGGCGGUUGAUUGAAGUGAAUGAGAACAUCCUUAGUAAUCCUGCUCUUCUGCAAGAAAAGCCAUCAACUGAGGGGUACAUCGCAGUGGUUCUACCCAAAUUUGAAGAAAGCAAGAGUAUAACUCAGGGACUUCUGACGCAGAAGGAGUAUGAGGAAGUUUUGUUGAAACGCCGCAGUUCUGCUUCAUGAAAUCAAUUCUACACUUCCCGUCUGUGUUUGAUACUAAAUAAGUGACUUUUAUUGUACACUGUGAGUUUUAUAGUAUUGGAAAGGCCUAGUGCCAGAUUUUAAAAGUGGAACUAAACUCCUUGAUUCAUAAAAGAAUAAACCAGUUCAAGUAGUUUGGAUAUUAAAAUUUCUGUAAAAACUUGAUAUAAAAUUUCUUAUUCUCUGAAUUCUAGCACUAUAGGUUUUUAAAUAAGUUCAGAAUGACAUGUUGGAGAUAAUUUAUGUUCCACAAUCAGCUUUGCUUCUGCUUAAUUCAAGCAUAGUACAUACAGAAAAAUCAUAGCAUUUAGCUAUCAUGUAAUUUAGCUAAACUAAUACAAUAUAGGUGUAUGGAAAAUAAAAAUGCAACAAAAGCCUAUGUACAAAGAGCAGAUAAACUUGACAAUACAUAUUUCACACCAAGUUGUACUUUCGUAGUAUCCUGAAGUCAAAUAAUGCCCUUUGUACAGAAUUUGUAAUGAUCAGUAUCUAUUUUCUUCAAUUUUAGAUGGCAUAAUGUCAAGUCUGCAUAAUACUUCAGUGGUUCUACAGGCAAUUCAGAUUCUGCUCACUAAGUUUUAAUAAAAAAGAAAGCAACAACUGCCAUCUACAAAUAGGGUAAAAGAAAAAGUGUUUGAGUUAAGACUAUUAAUCACUUAAAAAUACAGUUUUUGUAGAGAUGAAUCAUAUCAAGAUUAAAAUGCAGCUAUUGAAAGAGGUUUUUUUUUUUCCCUAGGACUACUUCAUUGCAGGUAUAACUUGUAACUAAGGUAUCAUUUCAGUGCUUCAGGCCACAGCCUUUCAGACUAUAUUCCUGAUUCUGCUUUAUCAAAUACAUAGACUGAAAUAGGCCAGAGAUGAGUUUACAGACUUCAACAGUAGUGUUACAUAUAAUGUAUGCAGCACGGGGGUCUUUACAUAAAAUGUCUACUAGCAGCAUCUUUGGGUUGACACAUCCAUUAAGACAUUCAUAAGCAUUAAUUACAAAAUCGGUAUCAAUAGUGAGUAUAGGAAAGGCAUUCACAUUAUAAAAAUACAGAACAUUUAGAUUAGCUGGUGUUUUAAUGGCUAAGUAAUGGGACAUCUAUUAGAUGUGACAAAGGUCAACAGUUUUAUAUCAAAUUAACCUGGCUUGACUUUCCACAAAUGAAAGCAGUAUUGAAACUUCAGCAAGUGUUACAUUUUCA
Molecule: messenger RNA, 1746 nt
Organism: Pseudopodoces humilis (Tibetan ground-tit)
Lineage: Eukaryota; Metazoa; Chordata; Aves; Passeriformes; Paridae
Gene: ABITRAM
Product: actin binding transcription modulator
Biological process (GO): regulation of filopodium assembly; regulation of actin filament polymerization; dendrite morphogenesis
Cellular component (GO): dendrite; lamellipodium; nucleus
Molecular function (GO): actin monomer binding; actin filament binding
Source: RefSeq, a predicted model, not a curated record